GGCGGCGGCGGCGAGAGGUGAGGCUCCGGCACGCGCCCCACUCGCUGCGAGAGCGCGAGCCGCGCGCUCCCGCUGCCCGCGUCGCCAUCUUUUUCCCCCUCCGUCCGUCUGUCUGCCGUUGGCUUUGUCCGUCCGCCGCGCCUCCCCUCGCCUCCCUACCGCCGGCCCGGCCUGCAGCCACCCUCUGCCCGCCGGGGUCCGGUCCCGGAGAGCCCCGGCCCGGCCAGCCUGAGCUGCGGCCGGGGCCCAUUGUCCCGCGGUCCGUCUGUCCGGAGGCGGGGCCCAGGGACGCGGAGCGCCGAGGCAGCGGAUUCACAUCACUUGGAUUUGGGCGAGUUUACUUUGCUCCGUGGGAACCUCGCCAGAGCUGGAGGUCUGAAAAGAACUGUGUUUGCUAUGCAGAUAUGAUAGAAGACUGCCUGAGAGCGGCUUCCUUUGCCACUUCCUGUGGAGGCCUGUCUUUGCCAUUUGCGGUUUCUUUCUUCUUUUGGUUAGCACCUUACAAGGAGGCAGUGAUAUAUCCAGUGGUGGAACUGGGAAAGACCAGAGCUUUUGUAUCAGGGAAACAUGUCCCGUAGGAAACAGACAAAUCCAAAUAAAGUUCACUGGGAUCAAGUAUUUGCUGGGCUAGAAGAACAAGCCCGACAAGCGAUGAUGAAAACUGACUUUCCUGGAGACCUUGGCAGUCAGCGACAAGCUAUCCAACAACUAAGAGAUCAGGACUCCAGUAGCAGUGAGUUCUGCACCUUCUGGUGACAGUGAAGGUGAUGAAGAGGAGACCACACAAGAUGAAGUAUCUUCCCACACUUCAGAGGAAGAUGGUGGGGUAGUCAAAGUGGAAAAAGAAUUAGAAAAUGCAGAACAGCCUGUUGGUAGUGGGAAUGCAGUAGUAGAUCACGAGGUCACAGAAAACCUAAAUUCUGACCCCUUGCUUGAACUCUGCCAGUGUCCCCUCUGCCAGCUAGACUGUGGGAGUCGGGAGCAGCUGAUCGCGCAUGUGUACCAGCAUACUGCAGCAGUGGUGAGUGCCAAGAGUUACAUGUGCCCUGUCUGUGGACGGGCCCUUAGCUCCCCAGGGUCUUUGGGUCGCCACCUCCUAAUCCAUUCAGAAGACCAGCGGUCUAACUGCGCUGUGUGUGGAGCCCGUUUUACUAGCCAUGCCACUUUUAACAGUGAGAAACUUCCUGAAGUCCUUAAUAUGGAAUCCCUACCCCAAGUCCACAGUGAGGGCCCCUCCAGCGCUGAAGGGAAGGACAUUGCUUGUAGUCCUCCAGUAUACCCCGCUGGAAUUCUGCUUGUGUGCAACAACUGUGCUGCCUACCGCAAGCUCCUGGAAACACAGACCCCCAGUGUACGCAAGUGGGCCCUCCGUCGACAGAACGAGCCUUUGGAAGUACGGCUACAACGACUCGAACGAGAACGCACCGCCAAGAAGAGUCGGCGAGACAAUGAGACCCCAGAGGAGCGGGAGGUCAGACGCAUGAGGGACCGUGAAGCCAAGCGCCUGCAACGAAUGCAGGAGACAGAUGAGCAGCGAGCUCGCCGGCUACAGCGAGACCGUGAGGCCAUGAGGCUGAAGCGGGCCAAUGAAACCCCAGAGAAGCGGCAGGCCCGACUCAUUCGAGAGCGAGAGGCUAAGCGGCUCAAGCGGAGACUGGAGAAAAUGGACAUGAUGUUGCGAGCUCAGUUUGGUCAGGACCCUUCUGCCAUGGCAGCCUUAGCAGCUGAAAUGAACUUCUUCCAGUUGCCUGUGAGUGGGGUCGAGUUGGACAGCCAGCUUCUGGGGAAAAUGGCCUUUGAGGACCAGAACAGCAGCUCUCUGCACUGAACCACACCCUCCUGCCUGACCACCCAUCCACUCCAGCCCACAGGGGUCAGUGCUGCUGUCACCCAGGAGGCCACAGUCCUUGCUGCCACAGGCAGGCCCGGGUUGGUUGCAGGGAAACCUGUGCACCCUCUGCAUGUGGGAACACGAUGGAGUCAGGAGGGACCCAGCUCAAGGCAGCGCUGGACAAGGGAGCAGGCACUCCAUAAACCUAGACUCCUCAGCCCACUGUGGCAGGCCAGGGUUAGGGGACUGUAGGACCCCAGUACAGUCCAUGAAGCUGUGAGGGCCAAUAAAUUAAUUUUAUCUUUACUGAC
This is a messenger RNA of Peromyscus leucopus (white-footed mouse), 2142 nucleotides long. It is a transcript of the gene Znf821, whose product is annotated as zinc finger protein 821. Gene Ontology annotation, molecular function: DNA-binding transcription activator activity, RNA polymerase II-specific; RNA polymerase II cis-regulatory region sequence-specific DNA binding. The transcript has 9 exons. The record is from RefSeq and is a predicted model, not a curated record. Bases 1040 to 1828 code for a protein of 262 amino acids. Gene Ontology annotation, biological process: regulation of transcription by RNA polymerase II. Gene Ontology annotation, cellular component: nucleus. Lineage: Eukaryota; Metazoa; Chordata; Mammalia; Rodentia; Cricetidae.